This is a messenger RNA of Zophobas morio, 575 nucleotides long. RefSeq lists its product as uncharacterized. The record is from RefSeq and is a predicted model, not a curated record. Lineage: Eukaryota; Metazoa; Arthropoda; Insecta; Coleoptera; Tenebrionidae. The transcript has 3 exons. The coding region runs from base 54 to 380 and encodes 108 amino acids.
GUAGUAAUCGUUCACCGUCAACCUAGACAACGAAAGAAACAUUAGAUUGAAACAUGUUGAAAAAAAGUGUGCUUCUGCUCCUCGCUGUUGUAACCAUCGCGCAAGCUACGUAUAUAGCACCCCCGAACUACGCCUCCAAGACGUGCUUCGGCUACUCCUGCCCGCCUGCAACCGUGAACUGUAAAAAACACAUACAAACCGAAGGCGACUAUAGGGUGCAUAUCGACGUGUACUGUCUGGACUAUUACGGUACGACACUACACACCACCACGUACCACGACAGGAAUAGAAGACCUGGGUUUAGGUUCCACAAGGAUUUAUAUGCAGUACCUGAGGGUACCGGCUGCUCAGAGUGUGAUUAUGGCGAUUUUGAUUAUUAAUGUUCCCGUUUUUCACAGAUACAAUGUAAAUUUAUCUUGAGGUUAUCACAAUAUAUGUUGAAAUUUACUGUAUGUUUUAAAUGUCAAGGUUACUAUUUGUUGUUGUAAAUAAAUACUUAUCAAAAUAGACCCAGUAAGAACAAAUCUUAAUAAAUAAACUUUCUAAUUUUUUGCAAAAGUUUGAAGAAAUAAACU